Molecule: messenger RNA, 1230 nt
Organism: Sycon ciliatum
Lineage: Eukaryota; Metazoa; Porifera; Calcarea; Leucosolenida; Sycettidae
Exons: 3
Coding region: 100-1230 (376 amino acids)
Source: RefSeq, a predicted model, not a curated record
GCCACCGGAGUUGAAGUCGAAGAAGGCCAUUGUUAACGUGCAGAACACUGACAACAAGUGUUUACUGUAAGUAUAGCAGUGGGGUUUCAGUGUUGUGUUAUGGUGUAUGGAUUGAACUGUAUGCCGCCUGUCCAUGUCUUAUGUCAUCCGUACUUUAGAUGGUCAAUACUGGCUGCUAAAUUUUCGGCAGACAAGUCUCGUCCAUGUCGUCAAUCGUCGUACGCAGAACAUGCGGAUACUGUGGAUGUGAGCGGCAUCGAGUUUCCAGCAAAACUGGAAGACAUACCAGUCAUCGAAAGACUGAACGAAGGUCUUUACAUCAACGUCUUCGGAUAUGAAGAGAAAGUCAUAUAUCCGUUAAGAAUUUCUCAGCAACCGCAGUCCGCCAUCAAUGUAUUGCUCAUCCAAGACGAACGCAAUGACGUGGAGGUGCAGCACUGGGUGUGGAUAAAGUCAUUCAGUCGUCUUGUUGCUACUGGAGCACGUCGAGCACAUUUCGUCUGCUUCAGAUGUCUCUCAACACACGUCACGGAGAAGGCAUUGAAUAAUCAUAUGAUGUACUGCAGUGAACAUCCUGAAGCUACGGUGGAGAUGCCAAAGGCUGGCGAUAGAGUGAUGUUCAGGAAUGUGAACAAGCAGCUUCAAGCCCCAUUUGUGAUCUAUGCCGAUUGUGAGGCUUUCAUAGAACCUCUGUCCGCUGACAAUAAAAUCGGUCAUUCGACAUUCCAAAAGAACAAGCAUGUAGCCUGUUCCUGUUCGUACAUUGUAGUACGAUCUGAUGGCGUCGUCACGAACCGUUUCUUCUACCGUGGAGAAGAUUCUAUGUUCUGUUUUCUGCUGUCACUUGAGCAAGAGGAGGAGACUAUCCGUGAUGAGCUUCUAGCAUGUAAUGCUGGUCAAAUGAUCAUUUCAGAAAGUCAGCAACGUGAAUUUGAAACGGUAGUCUCCUGUUGGAUCUGUGGUGAAGCGUUGGGUAGCGAUCGUGUACGUGACCACUGUCACAUCACCGGUGCUUAUCGUGGUGCAGCACACAACCAUUGUAACCUGAACAUGCGGAUUGAGCCGUUCAAGAUCAAGAUUCCUGUGAUCUUUCAUAACUUGAAGGGAUACGAUUCUCAUCACAUCAUAUCUGCCAUUGGGAGAACGUCCAUUGAUGAGAUUACGUAUGUGAACGAGAAAGGACAAGAACGGAUCAUUACUAUGUUGGUACUCAUAUUCACGUUUAUAUGA